UGAAAAAAAGCUACAUCGAGGCUGAAAAUCUUAAAAAAUUCCGAAGAUCUCACUUCGAGACAUUUGCUGCACGCCUCAACACCACGAGGGCGUCCGUAACAUACCCCUCGUGAGCCUCAUAUUGCUCAUACACCUGCGCCUGACUUCCUCACUGCCAUUCUCCCUCUUCUUUCCCUUACUCUUCCCUCCUUUCGUAUAAAACCCGUCGCACGCAAGCAGCUCCCAACAGGGAGCCCCUUCUUUAGCCCGCAAUGUCCAAAACCACUUUCGCAGUCAUAGCAGCGGCAAGCGCAGGAGCCGGCGCCGCAAUAACAACCGCGAUGUACUCAUUAAGAUCCUCGACCGAGCGAAAACUCGACACCGCAACCAUAUCUACGACUUCGACAACAUUCUCGACGGGCGGAGGAGCACCAUCAGCACCGAUCCCGAUCCCAGCCAAACAGAUCUUCACACCCCCGAACCAAGCAGGAGGCGCGCCAGGGCCGUACUCGACCUCGGCGCCCGCGGCCCUGGGCCCCGUCGACCCGUCCGGCCUCUUCGAGUACGGGUUCCCGGGCCCCGUAGCCGACGUCGCGACGCGGCAGGCCCUGAUCUCCUCCUUCGACCGGCGGCUGCGCAACCCGCACUGGGUGGUGGAGCACAUAACCCCGGCGUCGCUGGCCCAGCGCGGCGGCGACCGCAAGCACAGCGUCUUCCUCGAGGACGAGGCCGUGCCGGACAAGUUCCGCGCGAAGCUGAAGGACUACUUCCGGUCGGGCUACGACCGGGGCCACCAGGUGCCCGCGGCGGACGCGCGGUGGAGCCAGGGCGCGAUGGACGAGACCUUCUACCUGACCAACAUGUGCCCGCAGGUGGGCGAGGGCUUCAACCGCGACUACUGGGCGCACUUCGAGGACUUCUGCCGCAACCUGACGGGGCGGUACCCGAGCGUGCGGAUCGUGACGGGGCCGCUGUACCUGCCGAAGCGCGACCCGAGCGACAACAAGUGGUACGUGCGGUACGAGGUGAUCGGCAACCCGCCCAACGUCGCCGUGCCGACGCACUUCUACAAGGUCAUCUUCGCCGAGGACGGCGCCGUCGGCGGCAACGUCGCCAUCGGCGCCUUCGUCCUGCCCAACGCGCCCAUCCCCAACGACAAGCCCAUCACCGACUUCGAGGUCCCCGUCGAGGCCGUCGAGCGCGCGAGCGGCCUCGAGUUCGCUACCAAGCUGCCCGCGCAGCGCCGCAAGAGGCUCUGCUCCGAUACCACGUGCGCGUUGGUCAUCAAGGAGUACGCCGACAGGCAGAAGGCGUUCGCGAAGCCCGGGUCGACGGCUGUUGCGAAGCGCUAGUUGCUUCUAUCUAUCUAUCUACAUACAUAUCUACCUACCUAGCUACCUAUCAACUUACUCCUCGUGGCACCUAAAGUAGCUAGCACGAACUCGUUCAUCAUCAACGUCACGACUCAUGAUAUUCCUUGCAUGGCUCAAAGAAACGAGACCUAUGAUGUACGUUACGGAUAGAAGACUAGCCGGAUAGUUAAAUAAGAAAAAGAAAUACAUAAUUUAAUUGGGAUACACACACCUCGGACUCGCAUACACGGGCUUUUUUGCAUUGCAUCUUUUCGUUUCCUCGCGGGAACAUGGCGAAUCUUGUGGCUUUCUGUUUCGAUAUUCGACAACUAAUCUACCUGCAUAUCUACUCAUCUACAACAUCUAAUUGUUUAAAGAAUCAUGUACAACUAUUUGUUAUUGUUACUAGCAUCGGCAUACGGCGGCGAUGGCGGAUUGGGGCAUGGAAUGGCAUUGAGGUUUAGGUAGCAUAGCAUAGCAUAGCAUAGCAUAGCAUAGCAUA
Messenger RNA from Annulohypoxylon truncatum, 1833 nucleotides. RefSeq names its product DNA/RNA non-specific endonuclease. Gene Ontology annotation, molecular function: metal ion binding; single-stranded DNA endonuclease activity; RNA endonuclease activity. NCBI's taxonomy places the organism in Eukaryota, Fungi, Ascomycota, Sordariomycetes, Xylariales, Hypoxylaceae. The transcript has a single exon. The record is from RefSeq and is a predicted model, not a curated record. Bases 252 to 1331 code for a protein of 359 amino acids. Gene Ontology annotation, cellular component: mitochondrial inner membrane; nucleus. Gene Ontology annotation, biological process: apoptotic DNA fragmentation.